AAUUAUCGAGUCCUCAGACUUCUUCCUACUUUACUAUUCGCUCUUUUUCUCUCCCUUCAAUUCAAGACAAUAGACAUGGACGCUGCAGCGGCUAUAAAUGUGUAUCCAUUCCACCGCACUAAAACUAUUCAUCUGGUGAGACAUGCCCAGGGAUUUCAUAAUUUGAAUGAGAGUUUAGAAUUUCUUCUAUCUGAGGAGUUUUUUGAUGCUCGGCUUACCCCUUUAGGAUGGGAACAGGUUGACACUCUACGCAAACAUGUACAAUCACGUGGAAUUUCUAAGAAAAUUGAGUUGGUCAUCACAUCCCCUAUGUCAAGGACUAUUGAAACAGCUGUUGGAACCUUCGGUGGUGAAGAGCCAUCGGAUGAUUUAAAUGUUCCUCUCUUAAUGGUGGAAAAUGCAGGGGAUAACAACCGUCCAGCAAUAUCAAGUUUGAACUGCCCACCAUUUUUAGCAAUUGAGGAUUGUCGGGAAGUUAUUGGCGUUUUUCCAAAUUGUAGGAGGCGAAGCAUUAGCGAGUAUCGGCCUCUUUACCCUGGCAUUGAUUUUUCAAUGAUUGAACAUGAUGAAGAUGUUUUGUGGAAGCGAGACAUCCUUGAGACCCCGGACGAAAUGGCUUCUAGGGGACUGAAGUUUUUGAAAUGGCUGUUGACUCUGAAUGAGAAGGAAAUCGCGGUUGUCAGUCAUAGUGGAUUCUUAUUUGAAUCGAUGCGUGAAUUUGGAAACGAUUGCGAUGUAUUUAUACAGAGUGAAAUCCGCGAACAUUUUGCCAACGCUGAGCUUCGUUCCAUUAUUCUUAUCGAUAGGAGUAGGAUCGGGUCAGACUCCUCGAAUAAUUUCCCGGGAGGAAUACCGCGAGGGCUCGAUCUUCCUGUCGACAUUGCAAUUAAGAAGAAUCCGGAAUUUCAGAAACGCCUGAAAUGUUAUCCUAAGAAGUAGUUAAGUGGGAUCAAUAAAAAUUUCUAAUUACCUUCUUAUUCCUUUCUUUGAGAGCUUUGUUGAAUUCUAAGAAAUUUUGUUCACAAAGUUAUUAUCUUUUGGGAUUGUUGAGACUUUAGAUUUAGAGUAAAUGUGUCCAGCUGUGUCUUUCAGGGAGUACAUGUAUUUGCGUGUAUUUUAUGUGUCAGUUCAUUGCAGGCCAUCUUUUCUAUUCGAGUACAUGUAUUUGCCUGUAUCUUAUGUGCCAGUUUCAUUACAGGCGACCUUUUCUAUUCCGUUUAAUAAAAUUAAGAACAUUUUCUAUUUCA
This is a messenger RNA of Momordica charantia (bitter melon), 1247 nucleotides long. Its product is annotated as phosphoglycerate mutase-like protein 1. NCBI's taxonomy places the organism in Eukaryota, Viridiplantae, Streptophyta, Magnoliopsida, Cucurbitales, Cucurbitaceae. Gene Ontology annotation, cellular component: cytoplasm. The record is from RefSeq and is a predicted model, not a curated record. Gene Ontology annotation, molecular function: phosphatase activity.